AUCGGUAUCGCACAUCCUGAGGAUAAGAUGGAGAGUUUAGACUUGGAUUCGGUUAACCGGCAAUAUCUUCAGGACUAUGCCUCGCCUAUGUCAUAUACGGACAUGGACGCAGCGUCCUUGGCGUCCGACUCCUCCUACUGCGACAUCAGCGUGAGUAGCCACGAUCAGGAGAAUUUAGGCAAAACGCGGAGGCGACGGAAGAGAUGUCCUCAACAGCAGGUCCAGCAACGCCAAGCGGCCAACCUCCGCGAAAGAAAAAGAAUGCAGUCAAUUAAUGAAGCAUUCGAGGGACUCAGGGCGCACAUCCCGACACUUCCUUACGAAAAAAGAUUGUCGAAAGUAGACACUUUAAGAUUGGCAAUUGGCUAUAUCGGGUUCUUGGCCGAACUUGUGCAAACAGACAUUCAUUCGAAAGAAAAUAUCAGUACGCAGUGUGGCGAGCAGCCAAGGAAAGUGAUCAUUCAUUGCCAUAGAGGUCUUGACGAAAGUGAACAUUACGGUCUUCCACCCUUGGCUGGCCACUCCCUUUCCUGGACAGACGAUAAGAAAUCGACCCUCGGGCCGAACAACACGAUGACGGCAAAGAUCUGGACCCCUGAGGACCCAAGGCAGAACAAACUAUCCGAGUGCACGUCCUUGUUAGACAAUACCUUAGAGUUAUGAACUUCGUAAGAUCAACAAUUUAAAUUGGAGAAAUUGAAAAUUCGUCCGUGUGCGACGGGCCAUUUUGAAUCUAUCCGGAAAUGGCAACGGUUUUGGAGGAUUGAAAUUGGAGCAUGCGCACUGGCCUUCCCUCGAUUCAAAGUUAGCUACUAAGACUAAAAUGUUUACCUCCUUGGCAGAUAUCAUACGGAGGACCGGACUGAUUUAUAUAUACCAUUGUUAUGAUACGCAAACCAUCACUCAACCAAAUCGGACAUUUGAACUAAUACGCCAUAUUGGAUUUUUACUAAUUGUUGGAGGAGAAAAUUCGUUCAGCACUUCGAUUGGACGGUAGAACGUUGACGUCAUUUGUUUACAGAAUCUCGAACUCAAUAUUUCAGUCAUAAAGUAAAUAGUAAAUAUAACAAACGGAUUUACCAAGCCAGAUAAAUUGAACUACCACUUUGGUAACUACAUAUCUAAAGCUGGUUGGUGGCUGAAUCAAUGUAGACUGGUUGUUAUAUUUUUAAUACACCUAGUACAGAUAAGAGUGUGCUGGGACUCUCUGUAAGACAGCGUUGCCUGUUGUAUAUAAAUGUGUACAUAAUUUCAUGAAUGGUGCUUGGGUAAAAUAUUUGUAAAUUAUUGUGCUAACUUUAAAUGCCUUAGUUGUAAAUUAUAUAUUUCACAAGUUUACUGAUAAAAACCGGGGAAGUAUCAUCGGCGGCCAUCUUGGAUUCUGGACCAGAGCUGGAAAACAAGAUGUCCGUGGAUGGCUAUUCGCGGGUCCUCGUGAGUGCAAUAUUUACAUUCCACUGUACAUUUCAGUUGCAUUUAUUUCAACACUAUAUCUAAGUUAGUUAUUUACACGAAUAAAUUUUUCGAUCUCAUAUUUCUGAUUUCGUUUAGAAAUCUUGACUGAAUUGUGUGAAAUUUUCGCUAGUCAUUCCAAGGGUCAAGCUUUCAUUUACUGUCUACCCUCAGCAAAUACACAUAACUUGAUACAAUUCUGAUACGAAGUACAUUUGUAUACGAGGCCUUUUCAGUAAAAGCAUUUGUAGUAGUUGUUUUUAUCAAUAUCACCCAUUAAGGUUUUAAACUAACUACAUGUAUAUAAAUGAAAGUGAAAUUACCGGGUUGCUUUUCAGCUGUCCAACCUUAAGUUAUUAAUGUUUACAACAUUGCAAUGAUAUAGAGAAAUACACUGUAAAUAGUUUGUAAAAGAUAUUCGGCUAUUAAUAUAUAUUAUGAAUAAAAUGGCUCGGUCAACAAAAUAA
This is a messenger RNA of Lineus longissimus, 1919 nucleotides long. Its product is annotated as pancreas transcription factor 1 subunit alpha-like. The transcript has 2 exons. The record is from RefSeq and is a predicted model, not a curated record. Gene Ontology annotation, biological process: developmental process; regulation of transcription by RNA polymerase II. Bases 28 to 663 code for a protein of 211 amino acids. Gene Ontology annotation, molecular function: RNA polymerase II transcription regulatory region sequence-specific DNA binding; DNA-binding transcription factor activity, RNA polymerase II-specific; protein dimerization activity. NCBI's taxonomy places the organism in Eukaryota, Metazoa, Nemertea, Pilidiophora, Heteronemertea, Lineidae.